Schistosoma curassoni is the source of this 1737-nucleotide messenger RNA. The record is from the annotation of a GenBank genome assembly. NCBI's taxonomy places the organism in Eukaryota, Metazoa, Platyhelminthes, Trematoda, Strigeidida, Schistosomatidae.
CUCCAGGAUAAUGGUUUUCGCCUUCGCCCAGAAAAAUGCCAAUUCUUCUUACGUUUCGUUAAGUACCUGGGGUUUAUCUUUGAUGCUUCCGGACGACACCCUGAUCCUCAAAAUACUUACGCAAUCCAACAAAUGCCUGCUCCCACUGAUGUCUCCUCACUCCGAUCAUUUUUGGGGAUGAUUAGCUACUAUUCAGCAUUUCUUCCAUCACUGCAUGACGUACGAUAUCCAUUAAAUCGUCUGCUAGAAAAGAAUGCUACUUGGAAUUGGUCAACGCAAUGUGAGUCAGCCUUUUCAAAACUUAAAGCUAUGCUAAGUUCCAAUCUUCUGCUAACCCACUACAAUCCGAAACUACCCAUUGUGGUUGCUGCUGACGCUUCAACACAUGGACUGGGUGCCGUAAUCUCACAUGUCUUUCCCGACGGGUCAGAGAAAGCGGUGAUGCACGCUUCGAGAACACUAACACCUGCUGAGAAACGCUACGGCCAGAUAGAGAAGGAAGCGUUAGCCCUAAUUUUUGCUGUCCGGCGAUUCCACAAAUUCAUUUAUGGGCGCCGUUUCACCUUGCUCACAGACCACAAACCUUUGUUAUCAGUCUUUGGAUCAAAGAAAGGCAUUUCUGCCCAUUCUGCUAAUCGUCUUCAACGUUGGGCGUUGGCGUUAUUGGGGUACGACUUCGACAUCCAGUAUCGACGUUCCGAAGAUUUUGGUCAAGCGGAUGCACUGUCCAGACUUAUCAGUAACCAUUCUACCACUGAUGAGGACACACUCAUAGCCAUAUUAUCAACCGAAGAGGAUUCCGGUGCUACACUAUUGGCGAAUGCCGUUCGAGCAAUCUCUGUUACCGCUGAAGAUGUUUGGGAAGCUACCAGAGAAGACCCGAUUAUCCAAGAAGCGAUCACCUAUGUUCAUAGCAGAUGGCCAGUUAAGCAGCUGAGUGGUGAUAUGCAACAACUAGCGAAUCGUCGCAGCGCUCUCUGUAUUGUUAACGAUUGUCUGAUGUUCGGUGAUCGCGUAUUAAUUCCAACAACCCUACGUUCCAAAGUCCUACGCCAAUUCCACUCUGGACACCCAGGGAUAAACCGUAUGAAUUCCAUCGCUCGAAGCUAUGCAUAUUGGCCAAAUAUGGACAAACAGAUUGUCGACUUCGUCAAAAGAUGUUCACAUUGCCAAAAAGCUGCGAAAAAUCCUCCUAAGUUGCCUCCAGUACCUUGGCCGAAGUCAGAAAAACCCUGGUUGCGAAUGCAUAUUGACUUCACCGGAACCCUAGAUGGUACCACAUAUCUGAUACUGGUUGACUCAUACUCCAAAUGGCCGGAGAUAUUGCCGAUUGCGCCACCCUCUACAACUCGAACCAUCAAACUCCUUAAUCGGAUCUUCGCUCAGCAUGGUCUUCCAGAAACAAUAGUAACAGACAAUGGUUCACAAUUCACAUCUAGCCAAUUCCGAGAAUUUUGCCUGCAAAAUUCGAUCAACCAUGUUCGUUCUACGUCAUAUCACCCGCAAUCUAAUGGACAAGCUGAAAGGUUCGUUGAUACAUUUAAACGAGCCAUGCUUAAAGCACGAGGGGAGGGGACCACAGAAGAUAUCAUAGAACGAUUUCUAGUUGCGUACCUGACGACCCCGCAUGACUUAUUGCCAAACUCCAAAUCCCCUGCUGAGAUGCUUAUGGGGCGAAAACUACGGACAGUUCAUGGUGCGAUGAAACCCAAGCAAGUGGCCCGGCAAAGCCCCUAG